Molecule: messenger RNA, 1273 nt
Organism: Andrographis paniculata
Lineage: Eukaryota; Viridiplantae; Streptophyta; Magnoliopsida; Lamiales; Acanthaceae
Product: zinc finger protein WIP3-like
Exons: 2
Coding region: 69-944 (291 amino acids)
Biological process (GO): anatomical structure development; regulation of gene expression
Cellular component (GO): nucleus
Molecular function (GO): DNA-binding transcription factor activity
Source: RefSeq, a predicted model, not a curated record
AUAUAUAUAUUCCUAAUAAUUCAUAUAUUGAUCAUCAAACCCUAGCUAUCUUCUCCCCCAAAAUCCCCAUGACUAGUAGUUUCUUCAACCUCCCUCUUCAUUACAACUACGAUAAAAAACAUCAUCAUGAACAAGAUCAAGAAACCUCGUAUUUCUACAAAACCCUCCAAUGUUUGCCGCUCCUCAGCCGCCUAAGCGAAGUGAAAGAAGAAAGAGAAGACAUAGACAACAACAACGACGGGGAUUCUUCAAUCGAGAGCAUGGCGGCGGUGGCCUUGCAAAUAGGCCCCCCGCCGGCCCCCGCGAUCGAAAAUAUGAAAGAUGACGAGGAUGAAGAUGAAGAAGACGAGGAAGAAGUGAUGCAUAAGGUUAAAGGGCCACUAAAAAAUAUUGGAUACAAUAAUAAUAAUAAUGAUAAUAGUGAUGGGGAGAAAAGAUUUUGGAUCCCUAGUCCAGCACAGAUACUUGUAGGGCCUAUGCAAUUUUCUUGCAACAUAUGUGGCAAGACCUUCAAUAGGUACAACAACAUGCAGAUGCAUAUGUGGGGCCACGGGUCGGAAUUCCGGAAAGGUCCGGAAUCCCUCCGCGGCAGCCAGCCGGCAGCUAUGCUCCGGCUGCCGUGCUAUUGUUGCGCGCCGGGAUGCAAGAACAAUAUCAACCAUCCUCGUGCGCGUCCCCUCAAGGAUUUCCGAACAUUGCAAACGCACUACAAGCGCAAGCACGGCGCCAAGCCGUUUGCUUGCCGCAAACCAUCGUGCGGGAAAUCCUUCGCCGUUAAGGGCGAUUGGCGUACCCAUGAGAAAAAUUGCGGCAAACUAUGGUAUUGCACUUGCGGAUCCGACUUCAAGCAUAAACGUUCCCUUAAGGACCAUGUCCGCUCUUUCGGGAACGGCCACUCACCUCACCCGACGUCGCCCCUCGAUGAUUUUGACAAAGAUGAUUAGGUUAAGUGUUUGAUUUUAUGUUUGUGUUUGUGCUCGUUUUCACCUGUUAGUGCUCUGUAGCAAAAUAUCUGCUUUUAGGGAUAAUUUGCCAUGGAGCAUUGGAUAUUGGUGGUGAUGGCUUUAUGUUAUGUGUUUCGAGUUUUAAAAAUUAUGGAAAGUUGGAUUGUGUGUGUUGAAGAAUUUGAAGCUGAUCAAUUUUCUUCUACAAAUGUUGAGGUUCUUGUGGGGUUGUUAAGAGUGGAAGAAAAUGUGUCAGCUUUGAAUUGUUAUUUGUAGUGUUUGUAAUGUUAUUACAUGCAUUUAUGCAUGAAAUGAAUUGUUUUAAGUAU